UCCAUCGCGCUGUUGGGAACGAUGUCGUCCGGGAGGUACAUGGCCUACUCGCCGUCGCCGUCCGCUCCUCACUCGCCUCACAUCGCCGCCGCAUCUGGAGGAGGCAUCCGCGCCGCCGCCUCUGCUCUGGUUGAGCAGGAAAAGAUUCUUGCAGAACUGCUGGCGGAACGUAACAAAAUUAGUCCGUUUAUGGCCGUCCUUCCGAAUAGCUAUCGGCUGCUGAACCAGGAAAUAUUGCGUGUAACUACACUGUUGGGGAAUGCUUCAGUUUUAGAACAAAGUGGGCUUGAACAUGCAAGCCCCCUGGCUUCAGGAGGAAUAUUUUCAAACGGCGGAGCUAACGUGAACAGAUGGGCAUCACCAUUUCAAUCAGAAAUAUCCGGUUUGAUGCAACCCUCUUCUGCACAAAGUUGGCUUGGCUCCCAAAGCAAUUCAUCGGGUCUUAUUGUCAAGAGAACCAUCCGAGUCGACAUUCCUGUUGAUCAAUAUCCUAAUUAUAAUUUUGUGGGCCGUCUCCUUGGUCCUAGAGGGCACUCUUUAAAACGAGUUGAAGCAACUACUGAUUGUCGUGUUCUAAUCAGAGGACGCGGCAGCAUCAAAGAUCCAACAAGGGAAGAGAUGAUGAGGGGAAAGCCAGGAUAUGAGCACCUUAAUGAACCCCUUCACAUACUUGUCGAGGCAGAACUGCCUGUUGAGAUUAUUGAUGCUCGUUUAAUACAGGCACGUGACAUACUAGAAGACUUGCUCAAACCAGUGGAUGAAUCCCAAGACUUCUACAAGCAGCAGCAGCUGAGAGAACUGGCAUUGCUCAAUGGCACACUGAGGGAAGAAGGCUCUCAAAUGUCUGGUUCCGUCUCUCCCUUCCACAACAACCUCGGAAUGAAGCGCGCAAAAACUAGGGGGUAAGCUUUAGUGGCCAUUUGCCAGACAACGUAAUGAAGCAGCAGCAAUUCACAGAUUAUGCUAUGCUAUGCAUAUGAUGCCAACCAAUGCCAUGCCCCUCUCUCUCUCUAACUGCCAUCGGGGCACUGGUACUGUCGAGUCCCGGUUUCAACAUCUCUCUCUCUCUAUAUAUACAUAUGAUAUGAUACCAUGUGGGGUGUGCUUUGUUACGAUUUAGUAGCGCUACUACAUUAUUAUCUAUCUAUCUAUAUAUCUAUAUAUAUAUAUAUUCAAGUCGGUAUGUGGUUGGGGAGUAGUCUCCGGCCUGUCGGUUGGUUGCCGUAUCGGUUUUAUUUAUUUGUGAUGGGAGUUUUUGUGAUGGUUGUGAGAAGUAAGGUAAGGUAGAAUGCAUUGCAAUGUGAGAUCAAGAACAUACAUUAUAUAUAUGGUAUUUGUUUUAAGUCAUUCUUUCCCCUUCAUGUAAUAAUAAUAUGUAUUAUUGUUUGGAGAAAUAUUCAAUGUUUUCCAUUUA
Molecule: messenger RNA, 1414 nt
Organism: Andrographis paniculata
Lineage: Eukaryota; Viridiplantae; Streptophyta; Magnoliopsida; Lamiales; Acanthaceae
Product: KH domain-containing protein At5g56140
Exons: 7
Coding region: 22-906 (294 amino acids)
Biological process (GO): regulation of mRNA splicing, via spliceosome
Cellular component (GO): nucleus
Molecular function (GO): mRNA binding
Source: RefSeq, a predicted model, not a curated record